This is a messenger RNA of Antechinus flavipes (yellow-footed antechinus), 8028 nucleotides long. RefSeq names its product calcium responsive transcription factor (gene CARF). Gene Ontology annotation, cellular component: nucleus. Gene Ontology annotation, biological process: regulation of transcription by RNA polymerase II. Lineage: Eukaryota; Metazoa; Chordata; Mammalia; Dasyuromorphia; Dasyuridae. The record is from RefSeq and is a predicted model, not a curated record. Gene Ontology annotation, molecular function: RNA polymerase II cis-regulatory region sequence-specific DNA binding; DNA-binding transcription factor activity, RNA polymerase II-specific. The transcript is spliced from 15 exons. Bases 171 to 2366 code for a protein of 731 amino acids.
CCAUUUCACAUACUUAAAAAGUCAAAACUAUACCUUGUCUUAGAAUAUUGUUCUGUUUAUGGUAACCAGUUGGGGAAGAAGAUUUCAUUUAUGGAUGGACAUGAUACCUAACAUGCUGGUCCUUAAGUAACUAUGCCUUGACAUGGAACUAUUGUGUGUGCUGUCUUUUAAUGGAAGAAAAUGGAACUGGCCAUGAUGCCAGGAUGGAACAGUCUCAUGAUUUAUUAGUACUCAACUAUAAUAACAUCGAAGAGUCAGAAAGAGAAGUUCAGGUGCUUCAGCAUCUAACCUGCAUGGAUUCCAGGGAUCCUUCCUUUGGACAAAAUGAUUCUUCUGCAGUUUUGCCCAUCACAGUUGGUGUAGCAGAUAAUUCACUCCCAUCACAGCAUGUACCAGUCCAGCUGUCACAGCCACAGUCUCUUUCCACAGAGCAGUUCCAUCUAGUAGACCAAAAUGGGCAUCCUAUUCAAUAUGAGCUUCAGUCACUAGGGGAUUAUAAUACACAGAUGAUGAUUGUUACUAGUCCAUCAGAAAAUGGACAGGUGCUUCAUGUAAUUCCAUCUACUCAGACAGGAAUGGCACAAGUUAUCAUUCCUCAGGGGCAGCUCCUAGAUGUGACCAGUCCUCAAGAUAUUUCAGAAGAGAAUACCACUGAUGGACACUUACAGACUGUAGCAGUGACAGCUAUAGCAGACAAUACCAGUAGUUAUAUUCUUCAUCCACAAGCAUCCCUCUCCUUGCCUAAAAAGACAGCAACUAGAAUAGCUGAAGACCCUUUUCCUGUCCCUCUGCAACCACUUCUUCCACAUACUCCUACGUGGGCUCAUCGUCUACGGAAUUGUCAGAAAAUUGGAGAUUCAUACCGUGGUUAUUGUGUGAGUGAGACAGAAUUAGAAAGUGUACUAACACUUCACAAGCAACAGACAAAGACUAUAUGGGGGACACGCCAAUCUCCAAGCCCAGCAAAACCUGCUACACGCUUAAUGUGGAAAUCCCAGUAUGUUCCAUAUGAUGGAAUCCCUUUUGUCAAUGCAGGCAACAGAGCCAUAGUGAUGGAAUGUCAGUUUGGGCCAAGGAGGAAAGGUUUCCAGGCCAAAAAAACUGGUGAGCAGGACAGCACCUCUUCCUGUCAGCUCUACAAAGCCACUUGUCCAGCACGGAUUUACAUUAAAAAGGUACAGAAAUUUCCUGAGUAUCGAGUUUCUACUGACCCCAAAAUUGAUAAGAAAAUCAUCAGAAUGGAACAGGAGAAAGCCUUUAACAUGUUGAAGAAAAAUAUGAUAGAAGCUGGAGGGGUUAUCAGGUGGUAUGUACAGUUGCCCACCCGAAAAGCUCAUCAGUAUCAUGAAUUGCAGAAACCUUGCCUCAUUCCUUCUCCUUCCCCUCUUCUUGUGUCUUCACUUGAAAAUGAGGAAGAUACAGUUCGGGAUGAGAAUUGCACUUUAUCCUCACGUCUACAUCCACAAGUAGCAGAUAAGAUCAGAGAACUGGUAUCUCAGGGAAUAGAACAAGUCUAUGCAGUGAGGAAGCAACUAAGAAAAUUUGUAGAGAGGGAAUUGUUUAAGCCUGAUGAGAUACCUGAAAGACAUAAUUUGUCCUUUUUCCCAACUGUGAAUGACAUAAAAAAUCAUAUUCAUGAGGUACAGAAGUCCUUGAGAAACGGGGAGAUGGUGUAUAAUUCAGAAACUCCUCCAGCUACGUUCCAGUGGACUUCAGACAGUGCGAACAUUCUCACUGAGACUGUAACAGUUACAUUUGCAUCGCCAUCCACUGAGGGAAGCUCACCAGGAGAAUCGAUUAUCACUAAAGUGGAAGCAAAUCAGACAGGGGAGUCUUUGUCUCCAGAGACAGCCCACUUGCUAUCUUCACUCUCUUCACUUCAGCCCAAAAUAUUUGCCCAGUUGCAGGGUUUACAAUUACAACCAGCAUUCACUUCUACUGAUGGAACAACUGCUUUGAUAUCAGUAAAUAGUCACUCUCAUUCUACUUCCGCAAACCUUCUGGAUUCAGUAGGAAGUGCUGUUAUGAACCAUUCUCUUGUACUCACUCAAGGACAUAACUUUCAAGCAGGAACCUGCCUGACUCAGAAUCAUCCUGCUUCUUCUACAUUGGGGAACCUUCCAGGACCAGAUCAGAACCUUGUUACAAUGGGCCAACUGGUAGCAGUUGGAGGUGUUGAGGAUACAAGAAGCCUAGAAGGAAGUAUUCAUCAGAUUUUUUUGGGAGAUGUACAAACCAUUCCAAUCAGGAUUGUGAACAGCCAUCCUACUUUUAUUGAAGAAAAUCUACAAGGUCCUAUUUCUGUGAAUCAAGUUAAAGAAGAGCCCAGCGAAACAGCUUUAUCUGAGCAAGCAAAUAAUAUUUGAACAGAAAUACCUCAUCCAUAGUUUUAACUUUCUUAAGCCUUUUUAAUACUUACAAUUUUGAAGAAUUCAACUAUCUUGGAAAUGAAAGUAGUGUCGAAAUGGUGCCAUUCUUCACAGUGGUAUUAUAAAGAGUAUGUUAUAGAUGAGUUCUAGUGGAUAUUUUCACACAAAACUGAUAAUGAUUUGUGCCAAUUCAGAGUCAUUAUGUUACCUUAUAAAAGAGUUUCUCUUCUCAGUUUUGAGUAGAUUUGCUAUUUCAAAAUUGUCUGAUUUAACCAGUAUUUCAAAAAGUAGGCUAAAAUGAAUGAUUUGCAAGGGUUUGGUGCCAGUGUAAAUAUUUCUCUUACUCAUCUUGCAGAAAGUCUUAUCUGGUUCUGGUGCUUCAUAGCUAUCAAAAACAUGCUCUUACAUGCAUUAGUCAUAAAGCAGACUUUUUUCCCUUUUUCCUAUUUGAAUUUUUAGAAACAAGAUGCUAGGGCUUAAACUGCUAAAAGAAAAAAAUGGCUUUCAUAAGCAGAACCUUUCUCCUUUGGGAAAAAGUACUUAAUGAAGAGAUUGAAUACAAGCAAGACAUUCCAAGGAUGAAGAAAAUAUGGAUGCUACAUGAAAGCUUAUUAAAAAUAUGAUAUGUGAUAGGUAUCGUUUGUUAAAAUCAUUUUUAAUAUUAUAAAUUAUUUUCUCUAGGGUUACAAUCUGUUUCACUUGGAAAGAAAACACAACAGUUUUUAUAUUAUGACUUCUAAUACCCAUAGUCAUUUCUGGUGAAAUGUGGCUGUAUUUCAGCUACUUCCAGUACUUAACUUUUUGCACUUCCAGUUACAAAGAACUUGUUAAUUAAUAGUUUUCAGAAAGAUACUUAGAAUAUUCUAAGUACAGAAAAUCCUAUAUCCUUAAAUAACUUGAAUUAUACAAAAAAGCAAUAGAAGUACAUGUAGCAUAGAUAAAUACUAUCUUCAUAGUUAAAACACUACCAUCAAUGGAAUUAGAGAACUUUUGAGAACACAAAAAGGUUCUCAGAGGUUACAGGCAAUUUACAAACCUUUUUAAACUGAUCUCAGAGAAUUUUUUUUUAUUACAUUGAAAAAUAAAAUGGGCAUGUAUUUACAUUUUUUUCCCAUGCCAAACAAAAUUCUUCAUGGAUUGACUGGCAUUUAGAACUAAUGUAUUUCCAUUAAAAGUAUUUAUGCAUAAAAUUUAUUGUUAUUUAUAGUAGUAAAAUGUAUUGAUCUAUUGUAUCUACUAAUUAAAUUAUUAAUAUUAACUUUAAAUGCCAAGUAUCAUAGUAGCAUUUUCAAUACAAGCCCCUGUUUUCAGGUAUAUUGCUAAGCCAGAAAAGUCAAGAAUAGUGUCAAGAAUUCAUCUUACUUAAAUUUUUUUAUUUAAAAAGUUAUAAAGAAGGAUUCAUCAGUGUUAGAUAUUAAAGAUCCAGAAUUUUCACAUAGACAAUGCAAAAUGAUGUUUGAUGUUAAUAUUUUGACUACUUUUUGUUUUUCUAAAGUGAUUAGGCAAAGUCAUGAAGGAUUCUCAUCCUUAAUUUCAAUUAUUUUAGUAUUUGUCUAUAUUUGGAGAGUUCUUUCAUUCCAAGUGGAUGAAGAAUGGAAACUAUAUCUUAAUUAUAAAUAUUUUUGCUUUAUAUAUUUUAUACUUUUGGUAUUAUUUAAUAUAAAGUUUAAUUUUUGGUUAAGUCUAAAACUUUUUAGUAAGAAAUGUUUUCUUUCCUAAGGAAUGAAAAUAUUGAAUGUGGGCAUUCAUAGUGGCUCCAGCUCUGCUAGAUCAAAUUAUGUUGUCUGUGUUAUAUUUGAUCUUUUUUUUUUUUUUUGUUAAGUCCACUGAUAAUUUGCCUUAAGUUUAAAUUUCUACUAAAGUUUGUGGAUAUCUUGCCUAAAACCAAUGAGUGAAUUUGUUAAGUUGUCUAUAUUUCAAAUUUAGGGAUAUGGAGACAAAAAAAACUUUUACCUUCCAUUGCUGCCUCUCACAUUAGUGUUUUAUUACUGUUCCUUAAAAUUUCAAAUAGUAAAUCUCAGCCUUACUGAAAUUAUUAAUUUGGCAUUUUCAUUGUUUCUUUUAGAGAUUUUUCUUUCCCUUUAGUUAUUGAAUUGGUUAGUAAAAUGAUAAUUAAGAAGCAUAUCUUGUUCUGUUACUUUAAACUAAAGAGAUGUUAGAGAAUAUAAUAAACCUUAACUCUUAAUGAGAAGAGUUUUGUACAAAUAUUCUUUUCAUCUCAUUUUGCUAAAUCUCUGCUUUUUAUUAUAACAAAAAGCAACAGUAUAUUCUAAAAACAAAUAUAAAAGAAUGCUUAAAUCUUUGAUUUUACAUUUCUUUCAGUCUUAUAGGUAGAUACUGGAAAUAUCAGUAUUUUCAUCUGGGUCUUUCUCCGAGUAGUUCUUCCAAAAGUAACUACCAAAUAAGUUCUAUAAACUUACUACUCUUUGUCCUCCCAAGUGCAUGCUCAGGUUAUAUAAGUGUUGCCUUUGAAGGUGCCUAGGCUUUUGUUAUUUUUUUUUAAGUGUUUACAUAUUUUGUCUUAGAUUUGUUUUAAGGCAUGUGUUGAAUUUGUCAUAAUGGUAUAACAUUUUCUAUAACCACACAAUUGGCAUUCUAGUUUUUAUAUAGCAAAUUUUUACAUAUUCUCUUGUGUGUAAUAUAUAAUAAGGUGGACCCAGGUAGUGAGGUUAUGCAUUUAAAAUAAGCAGGUAAAGAUUUAGAAUUGACAUUUGGGCAAAUUUCUGAACUACUGACUAAUUAAAAUUAUUCUUUUCAUAUUCCAAGCCACCAAAUUUAUUUCAAGUCCCACUGCAAAUCAGUUAUAGUUAAACAGCUACAAUUUCCCUCAAUGUCAGUUUCCCAUAAAGGCAAUUAGUAUCUUCAAAACAAAAGGCUUAUGCAUCUAAAAACUGUUAACUAAAAGGCAGAAAAGUGAUAGAAAACAUGGGUCCCUUGUUUUGGUCUUGACUAGUUUUUAGUAUUAAACUAAACAAAUCCACGUUUUCUCUUUAUAUACUAUAGAGACAUGCUUAAUCAUGUGGAUAUGAAAAAUGUUUAUAACUUGUAUAAAGUUUAAAAAGAGAAAGUGUAUAUUUACUGUAACUUAAUGUAUAGUGUUCUUGUUAUAAUGUAAUUUUUUUCAACAAACCAAAAAGAGCUUUUUAAAAAAAAAAAAAAGAAAGAAAGAAACUUGUUAUAAAAAUUUUUAUAUUUCUCUUGGAGAUUGAGGUGCUUUUUGUUUAUUUUGAUGCUAUAAAAUAAACAUCUUGUUACUAACUACUUUGAUAGUGAAACAUCUUCUAUUUGGAUUGUGAAAGUGCUUAAUUAAGCAUAACUGGUAUGAAAUAGCAUAAAGCCUUGUUAUAAUAGCAAACAUUGGCAUUUAAAAGAAUUCUUUUAAAGAUGUGGAAAGGAUCAUUUGUACAUAAGGUCUGCUAGUUUUACCUAUUUCUUCUUUAAUUCUUUCCUUUUUCUUUAUUGUAUUCACUCUUAAGUUCACUAUCAUUCUCAGGAGGGGUAGAAAUCUUUCUUCUACCAUCAGGUAUGCCAGAUUAAUUUAAGGUCCAGAAGCCUUCAAUGAUAGACUCUAAUGUUUAUGAUUAUUAACAAUUUCAGUCAUGGUAACUAAAUUGUAGUGCCAGAAGGGAUCACCUUUUUUUCACUUGAAUAGAAAAUCACAAACUCUCAGAAUUGCAAGAGAUUUCAGAGGUCACCCAGUCCCACCUGGAUCUGGUCAGGAAUUCCCUCUAACAUGUCCCUCAAAAAAAAGUCAUCCAGUUACCACUUGAAAAUUUAUGGUGAUAUGGAAUGCACUAAUUCUCAAAUAGUCCAUUCUACUUUUGGACAGCUCUCAUAAGUUUUCUUUUUGCAUUGAAUUAAAGUUUUCAUCAGUGCAACUUUUAUCACUGCUCCUAAUUCUGAUCUGAAUCUGCUCACAACCUGUUGGUCUUCAAUAAAAUAUCAACCAAUUCUGGAACUGAGAAAUGUGGGUGAGCAGCAAGCUAGGAGAGAAUGUUCCAGCUAAAUCCCAGAAAAGGAUUUGCUUUGGGUUGGAAGAGAGUGCUUCUGCCUUUAUUUCCCCUCCUGCUAUCAUCAGAAUUGGGCCUUAGGAGCUUUGAAGGAGCCAACAGAUUUGGCACUAGGUAUACCCCUACAUAUCCAGGCUGUACUUAAUUGGUCAAAUGAAAAAAGAGGUACAUAAAUUCAUUGAAGAAAAAGAACCACUGGAAUUUGAAUAGGGGGAAAAUGGGUUCCGAUCUGUACUUUAUGAAGAUUAAGUUGAUAAUCCACUAGAGGAUGGACUGGAGUAUGAAGAAAUGAGGCAGGAAGAUCAGCCAGUAGGCCAUCCCAUAUAAACUUCUUUGUUUAUAGUGGCUUUUUAUCUUAUAUCUGUAGUCUUCCAAGGGACUACAAAAUUAGUGACCAACUAUACCAUGAAAUAUAGAUUUUGUUGCCUUUGGAUGCAUUAUAAAACAACUCUACCAAAUCCUUUAUUUCUUCAUGAGAAUACAUGAGCAAUCAUUUCAUUUAACUGCAAGUUCCUUUUGCCUCCUGGUUUCAUUUGUGUGAAAAUAUCAACAUAAAUGAAGUUCAAUUGUUCUAAUUGUAAGUCAAUUUAUUGGUAAUUGAACAAAGAGCUUGCUAUACUAAGUUAAUGUUGACAGAUAGUCUCAGAAGAUGUGUAUUCUUAGCAUUCUCUACUUCCUUUUCUACCUUUCUAUUACUGUCUUUCUGAUAAUAAACAAGAGAUUGCAUUGGACUAAGUGCCAUUUUUCUUUGUAUUGUGAGUUACCAUAGUUACCAUAGAAAUAAAGGGAGAAUAAAUAAUUGAGGAGAAAGAUGGUAUGCUUUGAACAGUCAAUAUCUUUAUAUAACACAAGAAAAGAUUUGGGAAAAAUAAUUUGUAGAUGAAAUGUAAAAUAAAUCAAAAUUCAAAUGGGGCUAUUUCAAAGAAUUAGACAAUAGAACAUCGAUGAGAAAGAAAAAAUGCAUAAAAAUCUUAAAGGUAGUUAAUAGGGAAAUGAAGGGAAGCAAGGUUUUGGUGGAGCCAACUUUAUAAACUUGGGAGAACAUAGUGUUAAAUUUAAUUGUUUAAUUUUCACUGUGAACAUUUACACUUAAGAAAUUGGCAAACUCUACAAGGUUUGGUAUGUUGUGUUGAUGGAUAAAAUGUGAAUAAUGCAAAUUAAAUUUAAAAGUAUGCCCUAUAGUGAGUGUUUUGGUUUAUCUUUCUCAAAAAGCUGUGUGUUAAAAAAUUUACCAGCAACUCUAAUAAGAGAAAGCAGAAACUUGUAAUACCAAAUUGCAAAUCAUAUUAUAACUAUAAAAACUAUCUAGGACUAAAUAGGAAAAAAAAAAGUCAUAGAACUAAAAAGUCAAAAUAAUCUGGUCUUUGAUAAAUACAUAUAAGAUAAAGUAUAAGAAAAAUGAGGCAUAAUUCAAUAAAGUUCUCUGAGAAAAUGAAUUAGGUGAAUAUUUGAUUCAUAAAUUAUAAAUGGAUAAAUAACAUAUAACAAAAAUACAUUUUUUGUGGUGCACAUGCCUAAAGAAACUUUGCUACAAAUUUUAAAAUAAAACAGUCCAUUCUAAUGUAUUCUUACUGAAGCUGUGAAUUAGUGUAACUCUUUUGGAAAUCAUUUUGGAACUAUGGAAAUAAAGUAAUUAAAAUGUUUAUACA